Molecule: messenger RNA, 1410 nt
Organism: Microplitis mediator
Lineage: Eukaryota; Metazoa; Arthropoda; Insecta; Hymenoptera; Braconidae
Product: protein roadkill-like
Exons: 2
Coding region: 131-1255 (374 amino acids)
Biological process (GO): proteasome-mediated ubiquitin-dependent protein catabolic process; regulation of proteolysis
Cellular component (GO): cytoplasm
Molecular function (GO): ubiquitin protein ligase binding
Source: RefSeq, a predicted model, not a curated record
CUAGCCAGUUGAGCUGUCAUCUUAUCGUUGAUAUGUAGUUAAACUAAAAAUCGAGCUCUUUUACCUCGUGUUUCUUUAAAAAUAUAAUUAAGGAAAAAUUGUGUUAUUACAAAAAGUGUCGCGUUUAAAAAUGCAAUUAAAAAAGAUAGAACGAAACGUUCAUACAGAAUAUGAAACAUGGGAAUUAAAAAAUAUAAAUGAAAUAUUCUCAAAAGUAAAGCCCAACGCGAAGCUCAAUGAAGCCGUUCCGGUGAUUUACAAAUUUGUUAAGGAAUUUGAUAGUCAUCCCAUUGAGUGGUACGUCAAGUUGAUGUUUCGUCGUAAAAAAUUGAAAGGUGGAUUCAUCAUGGAUUUCGACGCUGUUGAAAAAUUGGCACCUAAGAAUCAUGUCACCUGUAACAUUUACCUGGUCGACGCCGACGAAAAUAAGUUUUUUCUUGGACGAAAGAACCGGAGAUCUGAUUCUACACUUUUUUAUUAUCCUGGUGUUACUUUAGGCGCCUUUUGUGGAUACAACCAAUUACCAAACACCAUUGAUAAAUUACUUCCAAAUGAUACCAUGACAUUGCUCAUCGAACUCAACACUUACUUGGACGAUAAUUUUAUAUUUCCUUACGAAUUCAUACAAUGUUCCAUUGAACAAGAUUCUAAUUUAUCAGAUGAUUUCUUGAAGUUAUAUAAAUUUCGAAAUGAGGGUGAGCUUAUGAUCUAUGUGCAGAGUGUUGAAUUUCCAGUCCAUAAAACUGUUUUAGAAACACGAUGUCCGAAAUUAUAUGAUGUCGUAGCUCGUCAUCAACAAACGUCUGACAGCAAUAAUAACCAAUUGGCUCUUACGGAUAUCAAGCCAGAGAUAUUUGAAAGAGUGUUAGAAUUUAUCUACACUGGAAAAGUUAAGGACUUAGAUGAUCAUGCAGAAGAUUUGCUAGAAGCUGCUUCGAAAUAUGAAUUAAUAAAACUGAAAAAUUUGUGCGAAUUCUCCCUCAUCGAGAACUAUCUUACUUGGGAAAAUCAUUAUGAGAUUAGAGAAUUGGCUAAUCGUUUAAAUGCCUCUGAAUUAUUAAUGAACACUUAUCUGUUAGAGAAUAUAUCCAACGCUUCACUAAUGAAUUUUUAUUGUACACUUAGUGGUACUUUAAUAUCCACAAAACUCGAUGGUUCAAAAAAUGUGACUAAAAACUAUUUUAGAAAUGGUAUACCGAAGGGAAUCAGAAUUGUAGAAGAGGAGAUGGCUUUGCAUCAACCCUCGCAGAUUUGAAUCACGGUGGAAACACCGUAGAAGUGUAAACACCGUGGAUCCACCGUGAUUACACGGUGGGUUUGUUCCAUUUCACCACCGGGUAUAUACAGUGUAUCCACUGUGAUUACGCGGUGUAUCCACCGUAAUUCCACGGUGGCUUGACCACUGUGUAU